Molecule: messenger RNA, 1857 nt
Organism: Daucus carota subsp. sativus
Lineage: Eukaryota; Viridiplantae; Streptophyta; Magnoliopsida; Apiales; Apiaceae
Product: nuclear transport factor 2
Exons: 9
Coding region: 145-1575 (476 amino acids)
Cellular component (GO): ribonucleoprotein complex; cytosol
Molecular function (GO): mRNA binding
Source: RefSeq, a predicted model, not a curated record
AUUAUCUUACAAAUAUUUUAAUUUCAGCACUUAUUCCUCAGAUAUUGUCAUGUGUCUAGUGUUUUGGUACUAGUGUUUAGCCGCUCCCCUACACUCUUCAUUUCUCACUGCAGAUCUAGGGUUUAAUUAGGGUUUCUGUCUCCCAUGGCGACUCCCUUUCACUUGCCCCUCACUGCUGCUCAGGUUGGGACUUAUUUUGUGGGGCAGUAUUACAAUGCGCUACAGAGCACUCCAGAAGUUGUUCAUCAAUUCUAUACCGAUGCCAGCACUGUUGUUCGUACUGAUGGCAAUAUUAGAGAGACUGCUUCAGCAAUGCUGCAAAUACAUGCACUUAUCAUGUCACUCAACUACACUGGAAUAGAAAUCAAGACAGCAAAUUCUUUAGAAUCUUGGAAUGGAGGUGUGCUGAUAAUGGCUUCGGGUUCUGUGCUUUUAAAAGAUUUUAAUGGCAGGAGAAAAUUUGUUCAGACAUUUUUUCUGGCACCUCAAGAAUCAGGAUUUUUUGUUCUCAGUGAUAUUUUUCACUUUAUUGAGGAGGAUCAAAUUCACCAACAUCCAGUAGCCUAUAUAUCUCCAAGCAUUCAUGAUCCCAAGCUUCAUGCUUCAAAUUCUAUUCAGGAGUCAGUGCCAACUUACAUGCUUGGUGGAAAUUUCCAGGCCCGAGAAUUUGUUGGUUCAUCUAAUGUAAAGGAAAAUCCCACCACUAAUAAUUACAGUUUCUCAGAGCAACAGCUGCAGCAAGUACCACAGACUGACAAUAUCAUCAAAGGCAACUUUGCAGUACAGUCUGUACAGUCAAAUGGUUCACUUCAGAGUACUCUAAAUCCUGUACAAGAACAUCCGUCCACUCCUAUUGAGGAACCGGCCGAGGAACCUCACAAACACACUUAUGCUUCAAUUUUGCAGGUUUCUAAAGGACAAUCUGUGCCAGCUGUACAUGCUCAUUCGUCUUUCAAGAAGAUGCCGUCUCCUGCUUCAGAGUGGGAAAAUAUACCAGAGCCAUCGUCUGAUCAGCAGUCCUAUACACCCUCAGUUGCACUUGAUAGUUUUGGGAGGGAGGCUGUAGAACAGAUCUCUGUUGUAGAAGAUGAAGUUAAGGUAAAGUCUGUUUAUGUGAGAAAUGUGCCGUCUACUGCAUCUGCUUCAGAAAUUGAGGAAGAGUUUAAGAAAUUUGGUAGACUGAAGCCUGAUGGCGUGGCCAUUAGAACCAGACAACCGAAGGAGCUGGGUGCCUGUUACGCGUUUGUGGAAUUUGAAGAUAUAGCUGGAGUUCAAAAUGCAAUAAAGGCAUCAACAGUUGAGAUUGCUGGACAACAAGCAUAUAUUGAGGAGAGAAAAGCUGACAGAGUCAAUGCUUUUCGUGGAGGACGAGGGAGAGGUAGAAGCAGCAGGGGUAGCUAUCACAUGGAUUCGUCAAAGGGACGCUUCAGUGUUCGUAACUUUAGCCGUGGUGGGCAAAAUGGUGACCACAGCAGACCUCGAGGCAACGGAAAUGGAUACUAUCGACCCAGUCAACGUCAAGAACGAGUAUCUUCGCAGCAAGUAUCAAGCAACGGCCAGAACUCUUCAGAGUGAAGGAUUGUUAAAUAUUUAUGUUUCUGAAAGUCUCACAUUUUUGGGCAGUCUCAUUAUAAUUCAGCACAUUCAUCGUAUAGGUAUUGGGAAAGGGGGAUUUUUUUUACAUAGAAGGCCUUUCAAUUAUAGGCAAUGAAAAAUGCAGAACUCAGAACUUUUUAUAGCUUCUUAGCUAUGUGAGGUCCAAGUGUGUGUGCUUGUUCUUUCCAUGAGAAAGAUAGUUAAAUGCAGAUUUUGUGAUGCAUGCUUAAUAAAAUCACCCUACAAGACUUUUGAAGUUCA